Bipolaris oryzae ATCC 44560 is the source of this 1434-nucleotide messenger RNA. RefSeq lists its product as uncharacterized. The record is from RefSeq and is a predicted model, not a curated record. The coding region runs from base 1 to 1434 and encodes 477 amino acids. Gene Ontology annotation, biological process: transmembrane transport. NCBI's taxonomy places the organism in Eukaryota, Fungi, Ascomycota, Dothideomycetes, Pleosporales, Pleosporaceae. The transcript is spliced from 3 exons. Gene Ontology annotation, molecular function: transmembrane transporter activity.
AUGAAGCUGUUUGCAGUUCUUUUGGUGACGGCGAUUGGGUUUGGGUCCCAUUGGAGCAGCGGUGUGACAGCGGCAAUGAAGAGCACACUGAAAAAGCAAUUACACAUCAACAACGCCAAAUAUGCUGUUCUGGAGGCAAGCGAAGAUUUCAUGAAAACGGCUCUCAUCCUUGUAAGCGGUCUUGUCACGGAUAGAAUUGGUGGUGCAAAUGCUAUGCUUUACGGCAACGCCAUCUAUAGUGUUGGUGCCAUAUUCAUCGCUGCUGCGACAACGGUCCGUUCCUACAAAUUCAUGAUAUUUGGGGUUGUCGUACAGGCGUUUGGAGACAUCGCUACCCAGGUCGCCCAGUACAAAAUAUUCAGCUCGUGGUUCGCGCCUUCCAACGGUUUCGCUUCUACGCUUGGAUUCGAGCUGGGAAUAGGAAAGAUCGGAUCCUUCGUUGGCAAAGCGACCGCCAAUGUCAUCGCAAAGAAGACUGGAGACUUUAGCUGGGUGUAUUGGACAGCGGUCUUCAUGAACCUUUUCACCAACUUCAUGACACUCAUCUAUUGGUUCUUCGCGCGAUGGUGUAUGAGAAUUUAUGCCGGUACUGCUGAUCCAGCAACGGGUGAAAAGUUGACGGAGAGCAACAAGAAGUUUGAAAUCGGAAAAACUUUAAGGCUUCCCUGGACAUUUUGGGGGGUCGUUGCCUUUUCACUUUUCCAAACAAGCACAGCAAUCGUUUACUCGCAGAAUGCCACCGAGAUGGCUGAACUACGUUUCAAUAUUGAUGCAGUGACAGCUGGGUGGUACUCGGCCAUGUCGCAAUACUUGGGGUUUUUCUUGGUACCGUUAAUUGGUAUUUUCGUCGACCUGCUUGGGAAUCGCCUAUCCCUUAUGCUGUUCUGCGGCCUGGGCAUGCUUAUUUCCAUGUGCUUAGCCGCCUGGGGUCCAACCAUUGGUGGGACAGCGGCUUCGUUUGGCAUAUUCGGCGUUGCAUCCAUGUUCGGGCCAACCGUCAUCGUCGAUUCCAUCCGCACAUCCAUGUGGUAUCAGGAAGUCUUUGGUUCAGGAUAUGCGAUCAAAAUUGCUGUGAACAACAGCAUGAACAUCAUCAUCCGCAUCAUCACCGGUGUCAUCCAGGAUCGCGAUAACAACUCCUAUGAUAAUGUGGUCAUUGUGUAUGUGGUUUUCGCGGCUGGAUCUGUUGUCGUCGCGGCUGCCCUUGUGGCAUGCGGCGUCUCCAAUCCAGACAUUGGCCACCUACAAUGGACUCGAAAAAAUAGACUGAGAAACGGCGAUAUGAUCAACGAGCGGAAGGAGGCGUUCGCCAAUGGGGCCCAAGGCAGGAAGAAUCGACGCGUCAGCAUGGCUUUGUUCACUGUACUUCUGUUCCUCAUCGCCGGUGCAUGGGCGGCGUAUUUUUGGGGUGUCGCUACCGGAAACAACAAGUAA